AUGACCGAACAACACCAAAACGGCUCGGAAGUGCACGUCGCCACCAGCCAACCAACGGCCUCGGGCAAGGGUGUGCCAACAGAAACCAACCCUUGGUCCGAAAAGGUCGAGGUCGAAGCCCUGCCAAGAUGGCAACGCUGGCUGUGGAAGGCCGCGACCUGGGGCCGGGUUGAGAUCCGUGGCAUCUCCCCCAUCCCUGUCGAGGAGAGGACGGUCAAGCGAACUAUCAACAUCUUCACCCUUUGGUUCGGCAUGAGUGCCAACAUCCUUGCCAUUACGUUUGGCAUGAUUGGCCCGGCUUCCGGGCUCAGCCUUCGAGAUAGCUCCCUGGUUAUCCUGUUCUUUAUCCUCUUGACUACUCUCUUGCCUGCGUAUCUCGCCACUCUCGGGCCUAAGACCGGUAUGAGACAGAUGAUUCAAGCCCGGUACAGCUGGGGCCGUUGGCUCGUCUCUAUCCCGGUCUUUCUUAAUCUGGCGACCAUGAUCGGCUUUGCUGCCAUCAUCUCGGUCGUCGGCGGCCAGUGCCUUUCCGCUGUGGCAGACGGUGGCAUCACCCCAACCAUUGGCAUUGUGAUCAUCACCAUCAUUGCCCUCAUCAUCUCGUUCUGCGGCUUCAAGGUCCUCCACUAUUACGAGCGGUACGCCGUGAUCCCGGCUGUCAUCGCGAUCAUCGUCGCAGUUGGCUGCGGUGGUAAGGGCCUCACCAACCAGGUGCCCCCCGCCGGACCUUCUUCGGCACCGAAAGUGCUCUCGUUCGCCAUGAUCGUCGCGUCGUACAUGAUCCCCUGGGCCUGCCUGGCAUCAGACUUCACGACUUACCUGGACCCCAAGACCUCGUCGUGGCGCAUCGCGGCGUACACCUACGCCGGCCUUAGCAUCCCGACCAUCCUCCUCAUGGUCCUGGGGGCCGCGAUCGGAGGCGCCGUGGCCGGCAACCCGGACUGGGAGGCGGCGUACGCGAGCACGCUGACGGGCGGCGUCCUCGACGCAAUGCUGCGCCCCGCCGGCGGCUUCGGCAAGUUCCUCCUCGUCAUCCUGUCGCUGAGCCUGCUCGGCAACGUCGCCGCGACGUCCUACUCCAUCACGCUCAACUUCCAGAUGCUGCUGCCCAAGCUGUCGAGCGUGCCGCGCUACCUGUGGGCCAUCGCCAUGACGGCCAUCGUCAUCCCCGUCAGCAUCCGCGCCUCGGUCGACUUCUACAGCAACCUGUCCAACGUCAUGUCGCUCAUCGGCUACUGGAGCUCCGCCUUCCUGGCCACGCUCAUCGUCGAGCACCUCUGGUUCCGCCGCGGCGACUGCUCGACCUACGACCCGGAGGACUGGAGCAACGCCAAGAGGCUGCCGCUCGGCGUGGCGGCGCUCGUGUCGGCGGCGCUGAGCUUCGCUGUCGUCAUCCCUUCCAUGGCGCAGGUCUGGUACACGGGCCCCAUCGCCGAGAAGACGGGCGACAUCGGCUUCGAGUUGGCGUUUUUCGUCACGGCGGCGUUGUAUUUCCCGUUCAGGACGCUGGAGAAGAAGCUGGUGGGCAGGUGA
Molecule: messenger RNA, 1533 nt
Organism: Thyridium curvatum
Lineage: Eukaryota; Fungi; Ascomycota; Sordariomycetes; Thyridiales; Thyridiaceae
Exons: 2
Coding region: 1-1533 (510 amino acids)
Biological process (GO): transmembrane transport
Cellular component (GO): plasma membrane
Molecular function (GO): transmembrane transporter activity
Source: RefSeq, a predicted model, not a curated record